CUGACGGGUGAAAUGGCACAGAAAGGAGUUCAACUGGAUCGGGAAACCUUCUCUUGUCCGGUCUGUCUGGAUUUACUGAAGGAUCCUGUGACUAUUCCUUGUGGGCAUAACUACUGCAUGAACUGUAUCAAAAGUCACUGGGAUAAUGAGGAUGAGAAGGGAACCUACAGCUGCCCUCAGUGUAGGGAGACCAUCAAACCGAGGCCCAUCCUGGUAAAGAACACCAUGUUAGCAGUUUUAGUAGAGGAGCUGAAGAAGAGCGGACUCCAAGCUGCUCCUCCUGAUCAUUUUUACGCUGGACCUGAAGAUGUGGCCUGUGAUGUCUGCACUGGGAGGAAGCUGAAGGCCUGCAGGUCCUGCCUGGUCUGUCUAGCUUCUUACUGCGAGAAACAUCUCCAACUUCAUUCUGAUCUGGAUCCAUUCAAGAAACACAAGCUGGUGGAGCCCUCCAAGAAGCUCCAGGAGAACGUCUGCUCUCGUCAUGAUGAGGUGAUGAAGAUGUUCUGCCGUACUGAUCAGCAGUCUAUCUGCUAUCUCUGCUCUGUGGAUGAGCAUAAAGGCCACAACACGGUCUCAGCUGCAGCAGAGAGGUCCGAGAGGCAGAAGGAGCUGGAGGUGAGUCGGCAAAGCUUCCAGCAGAGAAUCAAGGACAGAGAGAAAUAUGUGAAGCAGCUUCAACAGGAAGUGGAGGCAAUCAAUCGCUCUGCAGAUGAAGCAGUGGAGGACAGUGAGAAGACCUUCACUGAGCUGAUCAAUCUCAUAGAGAAAAGAAGCUCUAAGGUCAAGCAGCAAGUCAGAUCCCAGCAGGGGAUGGAGGUGAUUCGAGUCAAAAAGCUUCAGGAGACGGUGGAGCAGGAGAUCACUGAGCUGAAGAGGAAAGAUGCUGAGCUUGAGAAACUCUCACGCACGGAGGAUCACACCCAGUUUCUACACAACUACACCUCACUGUCACGACCGAGUGAAUCAACCAACUCGUCCAGCAUCAAUGCCCAUCCUGUGAAGGACUUCAAGGAUAUUCUAGCAGCAGUUUCAGAAGUCAGAGAUAAACUCCAGGCUCUUCUGAGUGAGAAAAGGACAAACAUCUCACAAAAAGUGACUAAAGCUGAUGUUUUAGUAUCACUACCAGAGCCUCAAACCAGAGCUGAGUUCUUAAAAUAUGCAUGUGACAUCACACUGGAUCCAAACACAGCAAAUGUACAGCUGCUUUUAUCUGAGGGGAAUAGAAGAGCAACAUUAACAAAGCAACGGCUGUCUUAUCCAAGUCACCAGGACAGAUUCACUGACUGCUGGCAGGCUUUGAGUAGAGAGGGUCUGACUGGACGGUGUUACUGGGAGGUGACCUGGAGAGGACGUGGAGUUUGUGUAGCAGUCGCAUACAAGAAUAUCAGCAGAACAGGAAGCUGGAAUAAAUGUGGAUUUGGACAAAAUGACACAUCCUGGGCGCUAGAUUGUUACAACAACAAUACCAACUUUUGGUAUAAUAAAGUGAAAACCCCAGUGUCUGUGUAUCCUCUGUGCUCCAGAAUAGGGGUGUACCUGGACCACAGUGCUGGUGUUCUGUCUUUCUACGGCAUCUCCUCAACCAUGACUCUCAUCCACAGAUUCCAGACCACGUUCAACCAGCCGCUCUAUGCUGGGCUUUGGUUAAAUAACUGGCCUUCUGAUGACACUGCUCAGUUCUGUCAGCUGAAAUAG
Messenger RNA from Cheilinus undulatus (humphead wrasse), 1695 nucleotides. RefSeq names its product tripartite motif-containing protein 16-like. Bases 13 to 1695 code for a protein of 560 amino acids. Lineage: Eukaryota; Metazoa; Chordata; Actinopteri; Labriformes; Labridae. Gene Ontology annotation, molecular function: protein binding; zinc ion binding. The transcript has a single exon. The record is from RefSeq and is a predicted model, not a curated record.